UGCAGGGUCUCAGUCCUGACUGAGGACUCUGAUGGCGGCAGGGACAAUCUGUCCCCCCGCUCCGCCUCGGCUGCCAGGACGGAUCCACGGUCGGGUGUGAACGGCCGUCACUGCUGCCGUCUCCCACUUUCACACGAACUGUACGAGUUUUCACACACUGCUGGUCAGCAGCGGGUCCGUCAGCAGAGUGCAGCUGAUUUGGGAGGACAGAUGUUGCUGGAUUGGCAGCUGCAGGUCUGGUUGAGAUUUGGACCAGCAGUGACGGCGCGGGGAGCGGAGACGGUUUGUGGAUCAUCAGUCGGACGCAGCGGUGAAACCGAACCCUGCAGACACCCAACACCCGAGAGAGGAAACUCCACAGUGGGUCUGCUGUCGACCCGGAGAGCUUCAGGCUGGAGGUCUACUCUACAUCAACCAGAAUCGGUUGCCUAGCAACGGAGACCUUUGAGGACAUCAGAUCCUGAUGUGACCCAUCAUGAUCAUGAGUUUGACUGGGACCAGUAACUCCAGUCACUCCAGUAACUCCAGUCACUUCACACUCCAGGGUUACAUGUGGAGUACCACAAGGUUCUGUGCUUGGUCCAUUUCCGUUCAAUAAAUACACACACACACACACAUAUGUAUAUAUAUAUAUAUUUCUUUAGCUUUAGUUGGUUAAAUGUUGAACAGUACUUGCUUUUUGAAGCUGACUGGAGAAAAAACUCCAUGUCAGGUUAUUUUAGACCCACAUCCAGGCUUUGAUUUGGUCGUUUAAACUCCUGCAUUAAAUAUCCAGACUUCGUUUUGGAGUCAUUAAGCUCCAAAACAAGAUGAGUUCUGCUGUCCCUCAAGGAUGAGUUCUCAGCUCCUGUUUUUCCCCUAAAUUUACAUUAAAUCAUGUAAUUCAUAAUGAAAAUAUUUGGUAUAACUUCUACAGUUGGCUGUAGAUGACAGUGAAACCUAGAGAUGCUACUUACAGCUUGUCUUUCUAAAAUCAAACACUAAGAAUUUCAGUAUUUGUGAUAGUUUUUAUGUAUUUAUUGUCAUUGACUUUGCGUGAAGUUUUGUUUUGUCUUUGUCCUGCAGCCUUGUCUUCUCUUCUAAGAGAAUUUCUCCCACAAGAGACAAAUAAAUGAUUUUACCUUCCUUUUUUCUAUUUUAAAAGUCUUAUUUUGCAUGUUUCAAGUGGAAAUGUUCAUAAACGAGACUGCAGAACAAUUGUUUCAUUUGUGAAAGUUUCAAUAAGAUGUUUAGUUUAAAACUCUUUUAGAAAGUUGUUGCAGAGACUUAAUUUAUCCAUUGCUUUUGCAACUUUGAAGUUUUAUUGAUUGAAAUCUGAGAUCUUUCUCUCUUUAAAUCACAUUAAACUUCUCUAGCCUUUCUGUAACUAAACAAUCUUGAAGAGAAAUAAAGCAGGAUAUAAACACGCAAUCAAUGAAAUCUUUUAAUUCUCAGCUCCUGUCCCAGUUUCCUUCAAUCUCUGAAAGCUGUCCUCUCUAACCCCUCCCACAUGGCGCCGCCUGCCUGCCUGCCUGCCUGCCUGCCUGCCUGGUGAAUAAUUGACGAGCUCUCCCUCCUCUUUUCCGUCCUCUGCCAUUGUCGCGUCGCUCGUCGGGUUCUCCGGCCGUGACAGGCCGCCCUCCCCCGCCUCCAUCAUGUCCAGUUUCCACCUGCUGCUGGGCGGAUGGUGACAAACGGACCGGGAGCAGCUGCUGAUCUCUCUGGAGUCAUGAGGGACUUCCUGUUUGUCCUCCUGCUGGUCGCCGAGUCGUCCUGCGUGUUUCUGAACUGGACGUGUGAUCGAAGCUGCGUUUGCCAUGGAGACCUUAAGUUCACCACCUGCUCGCAUGAUGACCUCACCCAGCUUCCCGUCAAGGUCCCGCCCUCCACCGAACUCCUGGACCUGUCCAACAACCUCAUCUCCGUCGUCCCCAAACACGUCUUCAGCAGCAACCGCAAGCUGAGGGUUCUGCUGCUGCAGAACAACAACAUCAGCCUGGUGGAGGACGGCGGCUUCGCCCAGCUGGAGUUCCUGCAGAAGCUGGACCUGAGCUGGAACCGGAUCUCCGUCCUCACAGAGGGAUUCUCCGUCGGCCUGACCUUCCUGCGGGAGCUGCAGUUGUCCCACAACCAGCUGACCGGCCUGGACAGUCGGAGUUUCCUCCACCUGGACGGCUUGCAGAGGUUAAACCUGACCAACAACAGCAUCCAGAGCAUGGAGGUGAGGUCGUUCUCCUCCAUGAGCAGCCUGCGCCAGCUCCACCUGCAGGACAACCAGCUGACGUCUCUGCGGAGCGGCACCUUCUCUAUGCUGCGCUCCCUGGAGGUCCUCAACCUCGCCGGCAACCAGAUCCAUGAGAUGGAGUUAGCGGUGUUCAACCCGCUCACCAGCAUGACCUUACUGAACCUGGCAGACAACCAGCUGUCCACCGUCUGCUUCAAGACCUUCCUGAACAUCCACACCUACAGCACCCACAUCCUGCUGCAGGGAAACCCCUGGAACUGCGACUGCGAGCUGCAGAGGGUUUUCCGGAAGCUGCGCAGCAUCCAGAGGAUCUUCCUGGACGAUUACUACAACCUGACCUGCAGGGAGCCGUCUGUCCUGCACAACCACCGGCUGAUGGAGGUGGACAGCGAGCUGUGCAUUGCUGAGACCGUCACCGUGCUCAUCAUCACCAUCACCGUGGUGAUAACCGUGCUGGCCGCCAUGCUUAUGGGCGAGAGGAAGAAGAAGAAGAGGAGGAAGGGGCUGCACUGGACGCAGCAGAGGGAAUUCUCGGAUGACUCGGAUUUCUGAAGCAAACUGGUUUAUUUUCCUGGAAACUUUUACUGGAUGUUCAUUUACACCUAAAGUGAAACUCAAUGGUAUUCGUUUGCCUUGAACUCUUGCUAAUGCCGGUUCUUACAUGGACAAGCCCCUCCCUCAGCGUUCUCCUAACCAAUCACAAUACAGGAAAUCUAAAUUCUUGGGGGAUCAAAGGGCAGUGCAACCCUGCAGAGAGCCUGUAAAAUAAUCUCCAUAUUCAUCCAGACUGAACAGAAACACCUUUCAAAACAGAGCUGAUACUGUGGGACGAUAUGGAUUUAUUUUGUGAUAUUAAUGUGAUAACGAUAAAAAUUAUGAUUAAAAAACUAGUUUUCUACACAGGAUAUUGUUCUUGAAAACAUUCUCAUUUGUAAUAGACUUAUUCAGAACAUAACUGACUUAAAAUGUGUGAUUCAUUUCACUAGAAUUCACUCAAUAAAUGCAUUUAAUUGUACUUUUGAAUUUACUCAUAUUUAUUGAUAUUCUUGUUGAACAAAAAGUGGAGAAAAUAGCAAAAAUAACAUUUCUGAUCAUGUCCAUGUGUUCACUUCAUCAGUCCACAAUUCAGAUUUUCAGUUUUCCAAAAUCCCAAUAAAAUUCAGAGACGUUUGUUGCUCCACCGUGAAAACUUUCCAAGUUGUAUGAGUGGAUUCUGGUUCCCUCUGCAGGUGAAGAGGACUCACUGCAACCAGGAUCAUCUGAUGUCACGAGGUCAUUUGCUGGGUGUGGUUGUGCAGGUUUCCUGCAGGUUUCUGACGCCCUCCAGGAACAUUUCCUUUUCACAGAAAUCAGGAAUGGCCACAGACCUGUUUCCACGCCUUUGCUUGGAGUCUAGACCAUGCUCUUAUGUAGGAGUUAAAUACAAAUGAAGUUGUGAAAUAUAUGCAAAACGUCUCGAAAUAGAUCUGUUUUCAUACACUUAAAAAAAUCUAUUGCUAAGAAACUCACUUUUAGUGAUUUAAUAACUUAAAGAUUUCGGUGAUUGUCGUCUGUAAAAUAACAUUUAGAAAAAAACCCGGAUUAAAAUUAAAUUAAACCGAAUUUGUGUUUUUCUUACACGGUAAAACUAAUUUACGGUGUAAAUUGCCAGUAUUUUCGGAGAUACUGACAAUAAAAUCCGUUUUGUUUCAUUGUGACUCUGAAGCUGCCUGUGUGUAUUUUAUGCUUAUUAUCAUUAAACAUUUUCUCCCAUUGA
Molecule: messenger RNA, 3980 nt
Organism: Xiphophorus couchianus (Monterrey platyfish)
Lineage: Eukaryota; Metazoa; Chordata; Actinopteri; Cyprinodontiformes; Poeciliidae
Product: insulin-like growth factor-binding protein complex acid labile subunit
Exons: 4
Coding region: 1664-2776 (370 amino acids)
Cellular component (GO): plasma membrane
Molecular function (GO): protein binding
Source: RefSeq, a predicted model, not a curated record